This is a messenger RNA of Debaryomyces fabryi, 1326 nucleotides long. Its product is annotated as Rho GTPase-activating protein. The coding region runs from base 1 to 1326 and encodes 441 amino acids. Gene Ontology annotation, biological process: regulation of GTPase activity; signal transduction. The transcript has a single exon. The record is from RefSeq and is a predicted model, not a curated record. Lineage: Eukaryota; Fungi; Ascomycota; Pichiomycetes; Serinales; Debaryomycetaceae. Gene Ontology annotation, cellular component: cytoplasm.
AUGCCUUCAAAUGAAACGGGUUAUACCAAUUCGAUAGGUAGUACAACUGUUGGUAAUUUACUGACUUCUCUCCCUUCACAAAACUCAUCAUCUUCAUUGGUAGCUGGCGCUCCAUAUAAUGAAAGUAGUUACCCAGAAGAUCAUACUGAAACCCAAAAGGCCACUAGGCUAAAAUUCUGGAGAAGACCAAAGGUAGCACCUAAUUUGGUUUCUUCUAAUAGUACUAAUAUUUUGAGUGGACUGCAAAACUCAACCCCAACUCAGCAUCAGCUUCACAGUUAUAAUCAAAGUCAAAAUACAACUCCAGUUCAAGGACUGGGAAAUCAACAACCUCAAAGCUGGAAUAAUGGCUCUAACACAAAAUUGAGUCAAACUUAUUCAUCCCAAGCGAUCCGUCCUCCUAAUAGCAAAAACUAUGUGAAUGCCAAUAGUGUUAAUAACAAUAAUAACAGCAACAACAACAACAACAAUAAUAAUAAUAAUAAUAACAUUGGCAAUAAUAGCAAUGUCUAUAACAAUGACUCUUUAACUGUGGAUGGUAACAACAAAAAAGGAAUAGGUUCAUUCAUGACAAAGUCUAGAUCAACUAACAUUCUUGAAUCAUUCUUAUCUGGAAAUAGUGCUCACAAUUCGCCAAAUGGUAAUCAUGAAGUUAAUGACCCGAUCCUGUUAGCUGAAAUUGACUCUGCUCCUCUUUUUACUUCAUCUAUUCAGAAACGGGCAGAGUAUGAAAACGAACAAGUACCACUCAUUAUAACGAAAUGUAUUGCAGAAGUGGAGAAAAGAGGAUUGGAUGUGGAAGGAAUAUAUCGUAUUUCUGGCGGCAAUUCGGCAAUCGUUGCAAUUGAGAAUGCCUUUGCCGAUUUACCUCCUAAUUCAACUAAGGACGAAAAGCAAUUGCGCAAGUUGGAGGAUGUAAUUAGUGGUGAUAUAAACGCUGUAACCUCGGCAUUGAAGCGCUAUUUACGUAAGUUACCGGAGCCAUUACUCCCAUAUGCCAAUUAUGACGAGUUUAUUAAAGUAGCUCUGUCAAUUCCUGGAAACAAACAAGAUAAAAGAAUUAAUGAAUUGAAGCUGAAGGUUAUUAACAAAUUACCUCCAACAAAUAAGCAUGUAUUAUUCUUGAUCUGUAAGCAUUUGGACUUGAUUAACUCGUAUGCUUCGGUGAACAGAAUGAAUUUCAAGAAUUUAUCAGUCGUUUUUGCGCCUACAUUAGUAAGAGAUGAGACCGGAGAAAAAGAAAUGAUUCAUAUGGGUUAUAGAAACGAUGUUACCGAAUUGAUGAUUACAAAUUACCAAAAAUUGUUUUAUGAUUAUUUACAGUAA